AUUUGUUUGUUUGUAUCAUAUGUCCACAAAGGUUUACUGCAGCGCUGUGUUUGAAUCCUGUCAUUCUGGUCUGUUUUUAGGCCCUAAAAGCCUCCUUUCUAAAACGCAUCGUCUGCUCUUCUUUGCCCUCAGCUCCUCUCUGUAAAGGGGAUCAUCAGGAAUAAACAUCCAAACCGGGCUGCUGGGCCUCAUUCCUGCUGCGGAUAACUAGCAGAUUUUACUCGGAAUUACCUGCAGAGCUGAAUCUACGGAAGUCUGGGUUCAUGCCGGAUUUCGAGCACUUCAGAUUUUCCUAUUCGAGCAUGAAUCCGGUCCUGGGGGAGAGCGGCCUCCUGGCUCCGCAGCAGCAUCACCACCAGAUGACGGGCCAAGCCGACUCCGCCAUCCCGGAGCCGGGAUACUUCCUGGGGGAGCACGGCGGCUUCGGGCCGGAUGGUUUGUUCGGGUUGGAUCUGGGCGCGCUGCCGUCGUCCGGCCUCGCCUACCUGCACCUGAGCAGCUCCCUGCACCGGGUCCCACCGGCCGCCACGGCGCUGCGCAACGACCUGGGAUCCAACAUCAACGUGCUGAAGACCCUGAACCUGCGCUUCCGCUGCUUCCUGGCCAAAGUGCACGAACUGGAGCGCAGGAACAAGGUGCUGGAGAAGCAGCUGCAGCAGGCCCUGGAGGACAACAGCGGAGGAGAUCCACACCAGAAGCCGGUGACCAAAGACAUGGGGGUCCAGACCGGAUUCAUCGGUCCGAUCUCGCCCAGACCGGGCUACAUGCCGCUCCAUAACGCCAACAACCCGGCCUACCUGACCGGCGGCCUCCUCUCUCCCACCCUCAACCCUCCUCCUCUGUUCCACAACAAAUACCUGCUGGGGAACAACCUGAACACGGACUCCAACUCCAACCUCACCACCAGCCCGGUUCUGAGUCCCAGCGACCCGACCAGAACCAUCAGCAACAUCAACGAGAAGCUCUCCGCUCACACCGGAACCCGCACCAGCAAUGGGCCUCCUCCUCCGCGCUUCCUCCCCGGAACCAUCUGGUCCUUCAACCACACCCGGAGGUUCGGCACCGGCAGGGAGUCGUGCGUCACGGGACCCGGAGUGUCCUGGACGCACCCGGACGGCGUCGGAGUCCAGAUCGACACCAUCACACCGGAGAUCAGGGCGCUGUACAACGUGCUGGCCAAGGUGAAGAGAGAGAGGGACGAGUACAAGAGGAGAUGGGAAGAAGAAUACACGGCCAGGAUGAACGUUUCUCUGUUUUUUAAGACGCGAUGA
Molecule: messenger RNA, 1271 nt
Organism: Amphiprion ocellaris (clown anemonefish)
Lineage: Eukaryota; Metazoa; Chordata; Actinopteri; Pomacentridae
Product: non-homologous end joining factor IFFO1-like
Exons: 2
Coding region: 264-1271 (335 amino acids)
Source: RefSeq, a predicted model, not a curated record